This is a messenger RNA of Armigeres subalbatus, 3670 nucleotides long. RefSeq names its product forkhead box protein K2-like. Gene Ontology annotation, biological process: regulation of transcription by RNA polymerase II. The transcript has 6 exons. NCBI's taxonomy places the organism in Eukaryota, Metazoa, Arthropoda, Insecta, Diptera, Culicidae. The coding region runs from base 387 to 2651 and encodes 754 amino acids. The record is from RefSeq and is a predicted model, not a curated record. Gene Ontology annotation, molecular function: protein binding; RNA polymerase II cis-regulatory region sequence-specific DNA binding; DNA-binding transcription factor activity, RNA polymerase II-specific.
CGUCAGACAGAGUAGCGAGCGGACAGAUUUUGUUUUCAUUCAAGUUUUCUUCCAUACAUUCAUUCAUUUGAAGCUACGUUCUCGCGUAAUAUUUUCGGAAUCUAGGAGUAAACGACGAUUACGUUCUGUUCCCGCACAAAAGUAAACACAGAUUCCGUUUGUUUACUAUCGUCUGCGUUUAUUAUCAGUGAUAUUAAAAGUACCGCCGUGCGACGAAAGAACAAGCAUCAGGAGGCCUUCGAGGAGAUAAACGUAUCAAGAGUGAUAUUUUGAUCCAGAGCUGCCUCCAUCGGUUGUCGUCUGAAUCAUCGUUCAAUUGUACAUACACCCGAGUUCAACCGUUUCGCUAAUGCUCGGCCUCAGUAGCACCUAGCGACUACUCUACAAUGACCGACAACAACAAUUUUCACCACAUCCCGCAGCACGUGAUCAAACAUGAGACGAUCCAGUCGUCGUCCUCAUUGCCGCCACAGCAAUCCCAGAUCCAGGUCUACCUUCACCAUCAGGCGGCCCACAGCCAAUUGCAUGGCCCUCCCAAGGGCACGUUAAAAAUGGUCGAAACCCUUCCGGUGGAUCAUUCGGUGCCCACCGCCGGGUUAGACUACAGCACGCAUCACCACCACCCGCAGCAAAUCAUCGAGUAUGAUCCGGUCAGCGAUCCGAACCAACCGGUGAAUGUGGUCAUUGAACACCAGCAGGUGGAAACUCAACCGACCAUGGAGCAACAGGAGCAGAGCGUAAUAGAAGCGCUCUGUCAGCAAGCUCACCAGAACCGACUGCACCAGGAACAGCAGCAAAACGCCAAGGGCAAAAGGAUGCGGAUGGAUAAUUCAAACCAUGAGAAUGGAUCUGGCUAUCCGAGCGAGGACGAAGAUCACGAAGAUCCUCGAAGGAAGAUCGUGGUCCACCAGGGCCCUGGUGGGGAAUCGAUCGAAGAGCAGGAGCAAAGUAUUAUCGAAGCGCUCUAUCAGCAACAGCAGCAGAACCAGCUCCGCAAACAACUCAUCAUACAUCAGCACGUUAGUCAACAGCUGCCAUUCCAGCUGAAACGUUCGCCAAGUCCGCCGUCGCGGUCGCUUUCUCCCUCCCAAUCUCCAACCGUUUCGGGUACGACCGAUUCGCUAAGUUCUCGCAUCACACCCGCAUCUCAGCCCCCGCCGCCGAUCUCGUUGGCCAACAUCAAUCAGAGUAACUUUAUCGCUCGGUUGAUCAGCAAGGACAACAUUCUGCUUAUCUCGGAGGAUUUGAUCGAAAUCGGGCGGAACUCGUCGCGGGCGCAGGUGGAUUUCCACGUCGGACGGAACAGCUUCGUGUCGCGGAAGCACCUGCUGCUGCACCACGAUCACACCGAUGGCGAGUUUUAUUUAUCCUGCUUGAGUAAAAAUGGGGUGUUUGUGGAUAACAUUUUCCACCGGAAAGGUGCCGAGCCGUAUUUGCUGCCAAGAGUCUGCAACAUACGUUUUCCAAGUACAAAUAUAAAAAUCCAAUUCGAAAACUUGUACCACAAAAAUAACUCCGAUGGAUCACGUGACCUGCUGGACACCAGUUGCGGGCCGUACGCUGCCAGCAGCAGUACAAUGCAAGUCUCAGGCAAUGGUCCAUCCAGCCACAACGAUAUGCAUCCUGCCUCUACGUCCACGAGUAGUACAAGCAUGUACGCCCCGCUCAAGAUCUCCAUACCGCCCGAACCGCCCAGCUCUUCGUCGAUGGAGCACAUGGAUCUGAGUGGGCGCAUCCGGGACAAUGGCAAGAGUCCGUACCCAUCGCCGACGGGCACGAUCAGUGCCGCCAAUAGUUGUCCUACCAGUCCCCGCCAAGGUUAUCACGAUUUCUCCGUAUAUACAUCCGGCCAUAUUGGAUCGGUGGGCGGAAUACUCAGUCACGAUAUUAGUGGUUCAAGUGGCCACUUAGCGUCAAGCAGUAGCGGGAGCGCAGUCGGCAGCCACAGCUUUAACGACUUCCAGCCGCCGGCCACAUCGCAGUCGCUUGAGAACGAAAAACCUCCUUACAGUUACGCCCAACUGAUUGUGCAAUCGAUUUCGGCCUCCCCCGAGAAGCAGCUGACGCUGUCCGGAAUCUACUCUUUUAUCUCAAAGAACUAUCCGUACUACCGAAACGGAGCGAACAAGGGCUGGCAAAACUCCAUACGGCACAAUCUGAGCUUGAACCGUUACUUCAUCAAGGUGCCCCGCUUGCAGGACGAACCGGGCAAGGGAAGUUUCUGGCGUAUCGAUCCCAACAGUGAGCUGAAGCUGGUGGAUCAAAGCUACCGCAAGAGGCGCCAGCGGGGAAGCCAGUGUUUCCGGACGCCGUACGGUAUGCCGAAGUCGGCUCCGGUAUCACCGACCCCGAUGGAUCCGGAAAGCCGGGAAGGUUCGCCAUUGAAUGACAUGCUGCUCCAGUCGGCGCCGGGUUCGCCGGGACAGGUGGCGGCCAACGCAUACGUUCACAGCAGCACUGGCACCAGCGUGGCAGGCCAUCCCGGGCAGGAAGAUUUUCUUACAAAACAACCCACCAAACGAGCUCAUCCGGAAUCUAUUGGUAAAUUUUUCAAACAGCAACAACCACCACAGCUCAUUGAAUCAACUGUAGCAGCAGCUUCCAAAACAUCAGCUGCCCAGGCGGCGGCUGAAGCUGGAUCGGGCCUGUAAACGAGCAGACACAAUUGCACCUGCAGUGAGACACGUUCCGCCACCCAUUUCCGCUUGCAAGCCACACAGCAUGGUGAAGAGGGAAACAACUUUUAUUGAUCAUAUAUGUACACAAUUAGUGCUACUACCAAUACACAUUAUAUUAAAAAUAUAGGUAAAAUCAAAAUACGAACAAAACCGCUAUUGUGUUCGUAUUUUAAUAUAUAAAUGUUGAUAAGCAUGAACUGGGAAUACAACACAACUCAGAUGACAUGAGAUGCAAAGCAAAAAAUAGAAUGAAAGCAUGAAGUUGUUGUUGUAAGCAGCCUAGAUUCUAAAAAGUUUAUCUAAUGCAGAAAAUAAUUCUUGUUUUGUAUCAAUUUUUAUGUGACUAAUAAAAUUUAUACAAAAAAAGAAUAAUUUCUGUAUUAGAAAUUAUUCUAUUUAGUAGAAGUGCUUGUUGUAAAAUGUCGAUGUCGUCAUAGUCGUUUUUAGCUAAAUAAGCCCGAGGCGUUCCCCUUCCGGUUCAUUCUCUCUGCGCAUUGUGUUUGCAUCGGCCCCUAUCAGGGAAUGACAAAAUUAGUUAUGCAAAGCUGUCGAUUCAUUUAAGCAUCCUACUAUUAUUCGUUUGUUAAUUUCUUAAAAGUUAUUGCAAUCAGGCGACUUUCGCCGUGCACAACCUCUUCAUUAAGGAAUCAAACGAGACAAACGAAAUCUACUUCAGGAACUCAAUGGAAUUGAUGGCUUUAUAUAUAUUAUUGAUUGAUGUUCAAUUUUUGGACCGAAAGUCUCUAACACGUCUCUAGAAACGGGGCGAUUACUGAGGAAGAGUCCUAUUCAAAAGCCAGCAUGAAACCAUCAAGUAAUAAACGAACAAAACCGGAGAAGCACUAGAAAAAAAAGAACAUACAGGAGGUACAAGCAAAACUCACAGACAGCAGACCCACAAAUACACAACUCACAUAAACAAACAUGCCAAUUCACUCACACAUGCAUCGGAUCAUUUUUGAUUGUUAUUAAAACUGUUGGGUUCGUGAAAA